AUGAAGAAGGGGCAAGCAACUCGAGACCUCCCAGUGGGCUCAUCUGGCAGCCCAACCAGGCUAGAAAAGAAUCUCAAUGGCAAUCAAUACCUCAGCAGCAAAUAUGGAUCGCCAGCCGGUAUCAUGAAGCCGGCAGACAGGCUGCGUCUUACGAAAGAAUGCAAGCACUAUUCGUCGUAUGACGAGAUGCCAGAGAACUUGAAGAAGUACUGGUAUCAGCGCAAUACUCUAUGGCAAUACGACGACUACGACAUACGAAUGACAGACGCCGCCUGGUUUGGUGUCACCCCAGAGCCCAUAGCAGUAGAGAUCGCGAAUGAGCUGGCAGCCAAGCACGACCAGCGCGGGCACAGGCCAAGCGUGAUCAUAGACCUCUUCGCCGGCGCGGGCGGCAACACAAUCCAGUUCGCCCUGUCAGGCCACUGGGACCGCGUCAUCGCCGUCGAGUACGACGCGGCCACGCUCGCCUGCGCGCAGCACAACGCCGAGGUGUACGAGGUGUCCGACUACAUCACCUUCGUGCACGCCGACUGCUUCGACUACCUCAACCGGCUCGUCAACCGGCCCGACACCCUGGACGACGCGCUCAACGUGCGGCCGGGCCAGGGCGAGGGCGGCGUGGCGCUCGCCCGGGGCGUGGAGCUCUUUGCGAGCCCGCCGUGGGGUGGGGUGGGCUACGAGCAGACCGACGUCUUCGACCUGGAGGUGAUGGAGCCAUAUUCGCUGACGCACAUAAGCGCCGCGUGCCGGCCGAUGGCACAUGCGCUGUUCCUGCCACGGAAUGGAGACCUGCGGCAACUUGCAAGCUUGAUCCCCGACGGUUCGGCGGAGAAGCUGGAUGUGGUUCAGUACUGUGUCAAGGGCGCGAGCAAGGGCCUGGUCGCUUACUACCCGCCCGAGAAUGAGCAUCAGGCUCACGAGAUGUCAGGUUGA
Messenger RNA from Diaporthe amygdali, 933 nucleotides. Its product is annotated as RNA cap guanine-N2 methyltransferase. The transcript has 3 exons. The record is from RefSeq and is a predicted model, not a curated record. Gene Ontology annotation, molecular function: RNA cap trimethylguanosine synthase activity. Gene Ontology annotation, cellular component: nucleus. The coding region runs from base 1 to 933 and encodes 310 amino acids. Gene Ontology annotation, biological process: 7-methylguanosine RNA capping; 7-methylguanosine cap hypermethylation. NCBI's taxonomy places the organism in Eukaryota, Fungi, Ascomycota, Sordariomycetes, Diaporthales, Diaporthaceae.